Acanthochromis polyacanthus (spiny chromis) is the source of this 2982-nucleotide messenger RNA. Its product is annotated as B-cell receptor CD22-like. The coding region runs from base 149 to 1678 and encodes 509 amino acids. Lineage: Eukaryota; Metazoa; Chordata; Actinopteri; Pomacentridae. The transcript has 9 exons. The record is from RefSeq and is a predicted model, not a curated record.
CGUUACAACACAACAAUAAGGAAGCAAGCAAAGGAGUUUUUGGAGUUAUAAUAUCUUGACUUCCCUUGUCAGUUCCUUUGGCCCUUCAGUGUCAGCAGGAAGGAAAACGGUGACUCCGUUUCUGUAUUUUAGUCAUCAGGGUCAUGUGAUGUCUUGCAGCUUUGUAACAACAAAAAAAAAAAAAAAAAACGACUUUACUUGGCUUUUUUUAAACAGGAAGUCUUCUUUCCAUCAUAUUACAGCUGGGUUACAUGGUUCCUUGCACAUUCAAAAUCCGCUUCUCUUCACUGUAAGCUCAAAACUUCCCGUGGACUCGUUUGGGAACAAGUGUGUGCCUGUGAAUAUGGUCUUCAUGUUACUGAUUUCCCUCUUUGUUUCAGGUGCUUUGGGCGACUGUUCAAAGACACCCAGCCUCUUCAUCACUGCACCAAAGAAGAUGGAAGCGCUGAGUGGAUCUUGUUUAUUAAUUCCCUGUAGCUUUAGUGUCGCAGAAGAUCAAAAUUUCAACACUGCAAGACGAACAUUUGGAGUGUGGAUAAAAGAUGAUUCUACUUUUCUAAAAAAUCCAAAGAAUGUGAUCUUCAACAGCAGCGGGACUGUCACCACCUAUCCGAUGGAAAUUACUGGAAACCUGAGUCAAAGGAAUUGCACCACUUUGUUUUCCGAUUUAAACACAAAUCACACUGACACAUACUUCUUCAGAAUUGAGAACGAGCAAUUUAAGGCAACAGCGUCUUGUGAUCGUCUUGAAAUAGAGGUUCACGAUUCUCCGUGGAGUCCCACAAUCAACAUCUCAGGUGAAGUGAAGGAGAAGAAGUCUGUCACUAUCAGCUGCUCAGCUUUCACUCCCUGUCCACACUCCCCUCCUCAACUCACCUGGAACCUCCCACAAAACUCUCACAGCCAAAUAGAGGAAAACACAGAUGGAACCUUUACAAGUAAAAUCCAGCAGAGCAUCACUCUGUCACACUCACAUGAUGGAUUCAACAUCAGCUGCUCUGCCACAUAUCCUGUGGAUGAAGGAAAACCUGGAAAGACCAAAGAGACACAACAGACUCUCAGUGUUCCAUAUGCCCCCAAAGAAACCUCAGCAUCCAUCAGUCCAUCAGGUUUGGUGUCAGCAGGUAGCUGGGUGAACCUGACAUGCUCCAGCAGAGCCAAUCCUCCUGUCAGCAACUUCUCCUGGUUCUUAAGAACUGAAGAUGGACCCAUGAAAGUAGCUGAAGGAUACCUUCACAAACUCAAGAUGACCAACAUGACAGAAAGUUAUUACUGCGUAGCUACAAAUGAUCUUGGUCAUGACACAUCACUAGAGAUCAAUCUAUAUAUUCCAGAAAACGGACAGCCUUCGUCAUUGGGUGCUGUUGUUGGAGGGAUCACUGGGGCCAUCGUACUCAUGAGUGUGGUCUUCAUCCUUUGGAGGUUAAAGUCAACACGUUCAACUUCACAUCAAGUGCAGAAUACGCUUCUCCAAGAACAAACCAGAACUGCAGAAAAUGAAGGCAUCCAUUACGGAGAGAUUGACUUCUCCAAGCUAAGACCUGGACCUUCCUCAGACUCCAUGAAGGACAACAGACAGCAGACGGACGUCGUCUAUUCACAGGUCAAAGUGUGCAAGAGUUCAACACAGACUGCUGAUGGCCCAGAGUCUAUCUAUGCUCAAGUGAAGAAGAAAUGAGCAAAUAACAAGAAGAUCCCUGGUUUAAAUCCUGGGCGGUGCCUGGGAUCUUUCUGCAUGGAGUUUGCAUGUUCUCCCUGUGCAUGCGUGGGUUUUCUCCGGGCACUCUGGCUUCCUCCCACAGUCCAAAAAUAUACUGAGGUUAACUGGUUACUCUAAAUUGCCUGUAGGUGUGAAUGUGAGUGUGAUUGUUUGUCUGUAUAUGUAGCCCUGUGACAGACUGGUGACCUGUCCAGGGUGUCCCCUGCCUUCACCCGAGUCAGCUGGGAUAGGCUCCAGCACCCCCCGCGACCCUAAUGAGGAUAAAGCGGUGUAUAGAGAAUGGAUGGAUGGAUUUUGUCAGAGCCACAGCUUAGGGCUGUGGGCUGUGGUAGUGCUCUCUCCUCCUCUGGUCCUGCUCUCUCUCUCUCUCUCUCUCUCUCUCUCCUAGGUGUGUGUGGCGUUGGAGCUAGCAGCAGGUGUGGCUCGUUGCAAUCAGCGGAUCAGGUGCGGUGGGAGCUGCUGAUUGUCACUCUGGCUUCUCCAUAAAGGCAGACUUCACCUGUCUUUUGAAACUGGACUGUUGUCUGAUCUCCAGCUGGUACUGAGAAUAGAAGCAGUCUUUGCCACUUACCUGGUACUGUGAGUAACCCUGUUGUCUGUGUUUAGAGGUUGACUCCUGCCUGCUGUUGAUGCCUGGGUUCCUGUUGUCUGCUGUUUCUCCAGGGCUUCUGCUGCCCACCUUCCGCCAGCUUGGCCUGGGAAACAUCAGCCCUCCACCUGGGACGUAUAACACCACUGAGGACACCAGCCUUCUGCCUCGCUCCACAAACGCCAUUCUGCCAACUCUGUGUCAGACAGCUGGGAGCACGGAAGCUGGAAGGAGCCUGGUCCAAGUCUGACGUUUCCCUUAGUAGAGUCAGCUAAGUUCUAGAGCCCUAGUAACACCAGACUGUAGUUUAUUCAGUUGUUUUUACAUGUUUUUAGACCAUAUUCCGUGUAGACAACUGUUAUUUGUAUUUUAAGCACAGCAUAGAAUAGUCUUCAGUCUUGGGUUUUUGGUUUCAGGGUUGCCAUAGUCUAGGUCUUUUGUUUUUAGUUUUGCGUUUUGACUUUUUUUCUUGCCUUGGUUGUACCAAAUAUGGGUUAACCUUGGGUUUAGUUAUUUCAGGUUGUUGUUAGUCCUCCCUCCCAUUAGGAGGUUCAUUGAUCAGUUCUGUCUUUAGAGGUUUUGUAGUUUUUCCUCUUCUGGGUUCUUAGUUCUGGUUGUCAUAUGUAGGUCUAUUUUUUUUAGUUUUGUAAAUAAAAGCAUUAUUAAAUUGUUA